AUGUUCAGCCGGUACACUUUUCCGCUCACAAUCACACGCGCCAUCUACGGUCCGCAUCUAUUCACCACGCAAUUUACACUGCAAACCCGCCUCGGUCCAUCGGAGUCAUUACGAAUGCCGCCGCCACGGGCAAGGCAGCCCGUCGUCGCCGGCCGUCCGAGGUCGGUGACGAGAAUGUGUCUCUUCGCCGCCGCGCUGGCGUGCUCCACCGCUUACUACUGGAUGCCCAUGAAGCUGGCGUGCAGGCAAAAGCACGACCCCCUCGUCCUCACCAUGCAGCUUCUGGUAGUCAUGCUCGAGGCCUGCCUCUGCUACUGCCUCGUGUCCGCCUCGAGGGCGUACUCGGACAUCACCGACCUAAUCGACGACGCCUUCCUGAACACGACCCCGGGCCAUGUGUUUCUCGGCCUGCUGGCGCUGUGCGCCUGGACGCUCGGCGCCAGCUCCGUCUCCCUCAUGGUCCUCUUUGUCACCGGCAAGACGCGCGGCACGCGGCACGAUCCGCCGCCGCCGGAGGUGUCCGGGAUGGGGCGCGCGGAGCGCAUGGUUCGCAUUGCCGCGCCCUUUGCGCUCGUCUAUGCCGCUUGCUGGCUCUUCUGCCUCGCGUCCGUCGGCCUGCUGGAGAUUGCGCCGCCGCGCAGGAGGCCCAAUGGGGACUUGACGUGGGGUGAUUUACUUCGCAGGCCGGCAGUGGCCGGCGCCGUCUUGUUUAUUGUCAUGGCAUCCCGCUUGGGUGGUCGGGUGGUCGGGGAUAUACCCAGCUGA
Molecule: messenger RNA, 765 nt
Organism: Akanthomyces muscarius
Lineage: Eukaryota; Fungi; Ascomycota; Sordariomycetes; Hypocreales; Cordycipitaceae
Exons: 1
Coding region: 1-765 (254 amino acids)
Source: RefSeq, a predicted model, not a curated record